AUGGAAACAUCAAACAACCGAGUUUACCAGCGAGUGUACAUCGCCACACAGCUGACAGGACUGCUCAUCUUCGUCCUGCUGCUGGUGGUGCUCAUCAAGUACUGGGGCGGCCUCAACUUCACCAGUGCCUACUUCAACUUCCACCCUCUCUUUAUGGUGCUCGGCUUUGUGCUGCUGUACAGCAACACCGCCCUCCUCUACCGAACGGGAAGAGGCGUGCAGAAGUGGAGCCUUAAGGUUGGCCAUGCGAGCAUGAAUGGGACGAUUGCAGUGCUGGUCGCGCUGGCGCUGACGGCAGUGGUCAUCGCCAAGGGAGGCGCAUCUGCGGACAGUCGCCACCUCUACACACUGCACAGCUGGCUGGGAAUAGUGACCUGCAUUCUCUUUGUUAGUCAGUUUAUUGCCGGCUUCACCGCCUACCUCUUUCCGGGCGCUUCGCCUCAUCUAAGA
Rhagoletis zephyria (snowberry fruit fly) is the source of this 450-nucleotide messenger RNA. The record is from RefSeq and is a predicted model, not a curated record. Lineage: Eukaryota; Metazoa; Arthropoda; Insecta; Diptera; Tephritidae.